AAUCAAACGUCUCAUAAACAUAAACACAUGGCACUCUUGGAGGGGCCCGUAUGAAUAAACCGGUUGUACUAAUGUAGGGCUUUUAUCAGUUAUGAAUGUGGUACCUCCGUACCUACUAGCUAGUUAAGUUUUGUGGAUGUGAACAUUGUAUCAUUUUGUUUCUAUCUAUAAAAAAGAUUAUAUAUUUUGCUUAAUGUGCGUCUUAUCUCCUCUUAUGUUGUGGCAGACGCUCUAGCAUGUAAUUUCUUCUGUUAACUCAUCAUGUUAUCAAAUCAUAUCGUUUAUAACUAUAGUCUGCUGGCACCUAGCUCCAGGAAGAUCAGAAAGAAAUCAUGAUUCUUUUCUACUUAGUUCUUAAAAUUUUCUUGAAGUAAGAAAUCAUAGUACAGUUGUCCCUUUUUGCCUUCAAUGUCAAAAUAAAUUAUCAUCAAGCAAAUUUAACAAUUUACUAAAAAUAAAACAAUAUAUCACUAAUUAUAACUUACUAUAGUAGAACCACACAUAACAACAUCUCAUCCUUUUUCUCCUUCAUACACUUUUCUUUCUCGCUCUUCCUUGAACCACAAGCAACCCAACAAUCUCGUUUCAUAUAUCUCCCUCAUUCUUCUCCCUUCUCCCUCUUCCCCACAAAGCAGAGAUGGAGAUAAGAAAGGAACCAAAUAUACCCAUGACUCUAGACUUAGAUUCUAAUUCUUCCAGAUCCUUGAUGGCUCUUCUCUUGACCAUUAUCCUCUUCCUAACCGGCCUAGCUUCAUCAAGUGGAGGCCCAACCAUUGCUUUUAAACCAGCAGAUAACAUUCUCAUCGACUGUGGGGCCAAGUCUUCAGCCAAAACACCUGAAGGUAGAGUCUUCAAGAGUGACUCAGAGACGGUUCAAUUCAUAGAAGCCAAAGAUCAUAUUCAGAUAUCUGCCCCACCUUCAGAUAAACUCCCUUCUCCUCUUUACCUAACCGCGAGGAUCUUCCGACAAGAAGCCAUUUACAAGUUCCACAUGACUCAACCAGGCUGGCAUUGGGUUCGUCUUCAUUUCUUUGCCUUCCCCAAUGACAAGUUUGAUCUCCAACAAGCAACGUUCUCUGUCUUAACAGAGAAAUACGUCUUGAUUCAUAACUUCAAGCUGAGUAACAACAACAACAAUGAUAGCCAAACUGUUCUUCAGAAGGAGUACCUCGUCAAUAUAACGGAUGCUCAGUUCUCCCUCAGGUUCAAACCUAUGAAAGACUCAGCCGCUUUCAUCAACGCUAUCGAAGUCGUGUCUGCUCCAGACGAGCUUAUAUCUGAUGCAGGCACUUCUCUUUUCCCUGUCAACGCCUUUUCUGGUCUGUCUGGUUACGCGUACCAGUCGGUUUACAGGGUUAACGUCGGUGGCCCCUUGAUCACGCCACAGAAUGACACACUAGGAAGAACAUGGACACCCGACAAAGAAUACUUAAAAGAUGAGAAUUUUGCUAAAGAUGUCAAAACAACCUCUUCGGCCACCAUCAAGUAUCCUCCAGGGGUUACACCCCUCAUAGCACCACAGACGGUUUACGCAACCGCCGCAGAGAUGGCUGAUUCUCACACCAUGGAUCCUAACUUCAACGUCACGUGGAACUUCCCAUCAAACCCAUCGUUCCACUACCUCAUCCGUCUCCAUUUCUGCGACAUCAUCAGCAAGUCCCUCAACGACCUCUACUUCAACGUCUACAUCAAUGGCAAGACUGCUAUUUCCGGACUUGAUUUGUCCACUUUAGCCGGGGGUCUCUCUUCUCCUUACUACAAAGACAUUGUGGUCAACUCCACGCUCAUGAAACCCGAGCUUCAGGUCCAGAUCGGUCCCUUGGGAGAAGACACGGGGACCAAGAACGCGAUUUUGAACGGGGUCGAGGUUAUGAAGAUGAGCAACUCAGUGGACAGUCUUGACGGAGAGUUUGGAGUUGACGGUAGAACAACGGGAGCAGGGAGGCACGGGAUGGUUGCGACCGCGGGGUUCGUGAUGAUGUUCGGCGCCUUCGUGGGCCUUGGAGCGAUGGUUUACAAGUGGAAAAAGAGGCCGCAAGAUUGGCAGAAGAGGAACAGUUUCUCUUCUUGGCUGCUACCUAUGCACUCGGGUGACACUACUUUCUCGUCAAGUCACAAAUCCAACUUGUAUAACACCACGCUUGGUCUCGGACGCAGUUUCUCCUUCUCGGAGCUUCAAGAAGUCACCAAGAACUUCGAUGCGUCCGAGAUCAUCGGCGUGGGUGGAUUCGGAAACGUGUACAUAGGAACAAUCGACGACGGAACUCAAGUGGCUAUCAAAAGAGGUAAUCCGCAGUCAGAGCAAGGGAUCACGGAGUUUCACACGGAGAUACAAAUGCUCUCUAAGCUCAGACAUAGACACUUAGUCUCUUUGAUUGGAUACUGCGACGAGAACUCGGAGAUGAUACUUGUGUAUGAGUACAUGUCCAAUGGGCCUUUCAGAGACCAUCUCUAUGGUAAAGAUGUUCUCUCUCCUUUGACGUGGAAACAAAGACUAGAGAUAUGCAUUGGAUCUGCUCGUGGGCUUCAUUAUCUACACACUGGAACAGCUCAAGGUAUUAUCCAUCGCGACGUCAAAUCGACAAACAUUCUUCUUGACGAAGCUUUGGUUGCUAAGGUCGCGGACUUUGGUCUCUCCAAAGACAUUGGUUACGGACAAAACUAUGUCAGCACGGCUGUUAAAGGUAGUUUCGGGUAUUUAGACCCGGAGUACUUCAGGAGACAACAGCUUACGGAUAAGUCGGAUGUUUAUUCCUUUGGUGUUGUUCUUCUAGAAGCUUUGUGUGCGAGACCGGCUAUUAAUCCUCAGCUUCCGAGGGAACAGGUGAACUUAGCCGAAUGGGCUAUGCAAUGGAAACAGAAAGGGUUGCUGGAAAAGAUCAUUGAUCCUCAUCUGGUUGGCAGUGUCUGUCCUGAGUCUAUGAAGAAGUUUGCGGAAGCUGCGGAGAAGUGUUUUGCUGAAUAUGGUGUUGAUAGACCAUCAAUGGGAGAUGUGUUGUGGAACUUGGAAUAUGCUCUUCAGCUUCAAGAAGCCUUUUCUCAGGGAAAAACUGAGUCUGAGGAGGUUGAAACCGGGAAGACCGUGGCUGCUACGGUGGCGGCUCCACCUGUUUCAUCUGCCGCCACAACAAGUGAAGGUCCGGUUUCUCAAACUGGAGAGAAGGAUGACUCGGCCGUGGACCAACACUCUGGAACCACCAGGUUUACUCAGUUUGCAAGCCUCAACGGAAGAUAAACAAGAUUUGUAAUAUAACGUGUUGUUUCUUUUUUUUUUUACAAUUUGAUUUUUUUUUUUUUUUGGAAUAAUACUCUUAUAGAUUUAGCUAGUCAACCUCCCAUAUUGUAGCUUGUUGAUACUUAGGUUUCACAAUAAGACAUUUUCAAGUUUUUAUCUUACGUGUCUGUGAAGUAAACUCAGUCUCUUACUUACUGGCUUACUGCCUUGAGAUGUUACCUGGGUAUGACCACAGAUCAUUAUAUGAAUUGAAAUAGUAGUUGAUACUUCUUCCAAAUGAAAAAGUAGAUCAUAUAUGGUGACGAGGAUUCAGAUACAAAGGGAGCUUUUACAGUUAGUAAACAGAAAAAGUGAAAAUGUUACAGGAUCUAUACGACUCGAGAGUUCCUGAGCUCCCUACUCCAGAGGAUCCUGUCCUAAACAAAAUAUUUAAUAAUCCGAGUGGUUUCUUCCCCCCAUGAAAGAAUCCCUAGUUCAUACUUGUAAUUCUCGUGACACAACCUCAGAAAGUUAGAAAGAUAUAUAAGAAAAGAGCAAGUAUUCA
Messenger RNA from Brassica napus (rape), 3779 nucleotides. Its product is annotated as probable receptor-like protein kinase At2g21480. Gene Ontology annotation, molecular function: transmembrane receptor protein tyrosine kinase activity; ATP binding. Gene Ontology annotation, biological process: protein autophosphorylation. Gene Ontology annotation, cellular component: plasmodesma; plasma membrane. Lineage: Eukaryota; Viridiplantae; Streptophyta; Magnoliopsida; Brassicales; Brassicaceae. The record is from RefSeq and is a predicted model, not a curated record.